AAUGUGUUGGAAAUCUUUGUUCAAUCGUCCAAACUUCAGCACGGACAACGCGGAUGACGAUGAGGAUGAUGACCAUGGCGUGCGAAUGCCAAAGUGGUGCUCAUGGUGCGUGUCGUUGUGCUUGUGGAGCUGCGGGACAGUCGCAGAAGCAGCGACAGCAGCGUGAGAGAAGGCAGCAUGGACGUGCAUGUGGAAUGGCGUGGCGGUGCGAAGAAAGACAACAAGGAGGUCGGAGAAUAAAAGCAGGAACAGUGUUGAACAGACCGUUGAUGAUGAUGGUUGGGAUCGUGGCAUUGCUGAUGGCGAUGGUUGGUUUUCAAAGCAUGCCGCAACAAGCAGCCGCUUUUCACUCCAACGACGACUUUGUCUACUUUGCUCUUCACCAGCCAAAGGAGGUGGCAUACGUGUAUCCCGUGCUUCCUGCAAAAGACUUUGGUGGCGACUUUGUACACGUGCACCGGCACAUCAAGCUCGUUCCUUCCGCACCAGUGCAGGGCUGCGAAACGUUCACAAACAACUUUGCCGUUGAGGGCCAAAUCGCACUCGUUCAACGAGGCAUGUGCUCCUUCGCGGAGAAAACGUUCCAUGCGCAGCAAGCGGGGGCCAUCGCAGCCGUCAUCUACGACAACUCCAUGGAAGAGGAGUGGAUUGACAUGAUUGCGGAAGGGCUGGACUACUCCGUCACCAUCCCGUCUCUCUUCAUGCUCGGCAUUGACGGGCACCGCAUCUUGGACAGCCUGGAGCGCAGCGGCGCGGGUAUGGCCGACAUCACCAUCCCCAUGAACCAAACAUUCUCUCCGCUCUCCUUCCGCCCCUGGGCAUCGUGGUAGCAUGCGCGACCUACAACCACACACUCACGACCAAACAAGAUAGCCAGCGUGGAGAUGCAGCGCCGUGAAACGCAAGCGGUUGUUUCCCUUUCUCGUGCUUGUCUGCUCCCUGAGCCCUCUUCCCUGUGCUCUGCUCUUAGCCCCUUCUCAACUCCCACCGGACUGAUAGCUCUCCUGUCCUCGUGUCCCUCUUUCUGUGUUUCUUGUGGACUACCACUUUUGGGCAAGGUGUAACCAUCAAUAGAACGCAUAGAGAAAUUGGC
Molecule: messenger RNA, 1093 nt
Organism: Salpingoeca rosetta
Lineage: Eukaryota; Choanoflagellata; Craspedida; Salpingoecidae
Exons: 5
Coding region: 54-830 (258 amino acids)
Source: RefSeq, a predicted model, not a curated record